Messenger RNA from Eimeria tenella, 846 nucleotides. RefSeq lists its product as uncharacterized. The coding region runs from base 1 to 846 and encodes 281 amino acids. The record is from RefSeq and is a predicted model, not a curated record. NCBI's taxonomy places the organism in Eukaryota, Apicomplexa, Conoidasida, Eucoccidiorida, Eimeriidae. The transcript is spliced from 2 exons.
AUGGCGACUAUCGAGAGAAAGACAGCUGACUCUUUUUUGCUGUUCUCUGGCGCCAAUGUGUUUAUUAAGGUAAAUUGUAGCAAUGCAGCAGCAGGAAGCAGCAGCAGCAGCAGCAGCAGGAGCAGCAGCAGCAGUAGCGGCGGCAGUGCUAGCUGUAGCAGCAGCGGCAGCGGCGGCAGUAGAGGCACAGGUGCAGCCACAGGAACAGCAAUAGCAGCAGCAGCAGCUGGAGGUGGUGGCGGCAAAGACAUCCUGUUGAAGCAGCAGCAUAGCAGGAGCAGCAGCAGGAGCAGCAGCAGCAGCAGGACUGCGUGCAGUGCUGCAGAAUUCUUAAAUGCAUUUUUCGGGUCCAGUGGACCAUUGGUUCAAAACCAUCAGCAGCAGAAUGGCCAAGACCUGAAGCUCUGCUCAAGCAGGGCCUGUCAAGGCCAGCAGCAGCAGCAGCAGCAGCAGUAUAGCUGCAGCAGCAGUAGCAGCAGCAGCAGCAGCAGCAAAACCGCUGCCGCUGCCUGCAAGUCUUUUGAUCACAAGAGACGCUUUCAGUCGAAGCAGCAAAAUGCAACAGGACUUUCGGCUCGCUGUCCAGGGAGGGACGCAACAGCAGCUACUGCAGUUGAUGCUGCUGCUGCUGCUGCUGCAGCAGCUGCUGCUGCAGCAGCAGGAGCAAACGCAGCAGCUGCCACAGCAGCAGCUGCGGCGGCAUCUGUCCCGGGAGCUGAUGCGGCAGCCCUGGCGGCAGACGCUGCGUUUGCUGCUGCUGCAGCAGUUGCUGCAGCAGUUGCCGCAGCAGUUGCUGCUGCUGCUGCAGCAGCAGCAGCAGCAGGAUGGCGAGGGAGUUGGAGUUGA